UUUUUGUGUGGACGCUUCUGCCAAGUUUGAGAGUGGAAACCUAGAGCGUGUCGUCGGCGCGGCGUACUGACUGUGCGUAGUGCGUCACGGUCGCGGCGCGGCGCCCGCGCUCUCAGUGUGUGACCGCGCGCCGAGCUCACCUGUCGCUCUGCCGAGUGUGUCGCGAGUUUGAUCGCAGUGUCACCGUUCACAUAAGAUGUUUGCGCUAGUCGCACCGGAUCCUGUUCGUGUCUCAGUUCUAUAGUGUACCAAAAGUGGAUUCCGGCGGAAUUUACCAGGCCGUGGAGCACGCCCGAAGGCUCGAGCGCUCCCAGGCCAUGUAUGUCUUAAAUUUAGGUAAUUUGACUCUGGAAUCGAUCGAGGUACCAGCUUCGUGAUAACACUCAUAGAACGAAUAUCGCUGAAAUGGCCCACGAGGGCCCAGCAAGGACGGAGGGCUCGCCCCACCACACGCCCUCGCCGCCCCACCUCCCUCACCUCCCAGUCACCGACUCCGGCUUCCAUCAUCAGAUAAUGCAGAAUCACAGUCCAAGAAAGAAUCAUAUCGUGGAGAGAGCCAAACAAACGUUAGAAAACUCUUUCCUGCAGCAAUUGAAGAAGCAGCAACAGCUCCAACAGGAGAUUCUGCUGCAGCAUUUCCAGCAGCAAAGGCAACAGUUGGCAAGAGAACACGAGAACCAGAUGAGGGAACAUUUGAAGUCCUUCGUCCCUCAGCUAUGGGAGCAACAGAAGAAAGCAAUGGAGGAGGCAGCGUUGCGCGAGGCCCGAGAGGCGCGGGAGGCUCGGGAGGCCCGGGAGAGGCACGAGCGCGACCGCGUCGAGCUGAUGCGGAAGAAGGAUAUACAUGAACACAGCGCCAACGCGUCUACCCAAGUUAAACAGAAAUUACAGGAGUUUAUAAAAAAGAAACAGGCCAACGCCAAUGGCACCGUGACGACUGCCUCCUACCGCAACUGGGGCAUAGUGAAGUCUUCAUCAGGGGAGUCGAUAACGUCGACGGGGGCGACAGCGACGCACCCUUACCGGCUCACGGCGCCGCUGCCACUCAACCUCAACGCGCCCCCUCCGCAACCCUCCCCCGCAGACUACCCCCUGCGCAAGACCGCGUCGGAGCCCAACAUGCUGAAGCAGCGGCUGAAAGCGCGCGUCAUCGAACGCCGGGCCUCGCCCCUCGCGCGCCGCCCCCUCCGGACCAGGCACAAACACCGCAACUGCGAAGGUGGGUCCCCCCGCGGUUCGCCCCCCGGUGGCUGCGCCGCGGCUCCCAUCCGCGAGGAGGAGGAGAACGGCUCCCGCGCCGCAGAGUUCUUGUUUUCGUCUCCGUCACUGCCCAACAUCUCUCUGGGACGACCUCACGUGGGUCCCCGCCUGCACCCGCCCCCCGCGGCGCACACCCCGGCGCCCGUGGUGCUGCCCCCCGUGUCGGAGGCGGAGGCGCUGGUGGUGGGCGGGGCGGGGGGCCGGCCGGUGCAGCGCCUCGGUCGCACGCACUCCGCGCCGCUGCCCCUGGGCGACCCGGCCCUGCAGCCGCCCCCCGUGCACCACUACCUCAGAGAUCAGAUCCGGAAAACUGUGUUGACCCGCGCACAUGACGCGGCGGUGCAGCUGCGGGAGGAGGAGGGCGAGGUCAUCGACCUGACGUCGAAGCGUAGCGAUCCUCCCGCCCCCGUCGAGCCGGCCCCCCUCACCCGCGCCCUCUCGUCGCCCCUGGUGGGGGCCAGGGUGCCCGCCACGGGACUCGCCUACGACCCGCUCAUGCUCAAGCAUGGGUGUGCGUGCGGCCAACACGCCCCCACGCACCCGGAGCACGGCGGCCGCCUGCAGUCUGUGUGGGCGCGCCUGUGCGAGACCGGCCUGGCCGCCCGCACCGAGCGCACGCGGCCCAGGAAGGCCACGCUCGACGAACUGCAGAGCGUGCACACGGAGGCGCACGUGCAGGUGUUCGCGGGGCGGGGGCGCGACGGCGCGGGCGUGGGGGCGGGGGGCGGCGCGGGGGGCGCGGUGCGGCAGCUGGUGCGGCUGGCGUGCGGCGGGCUGGGCGUGGACUCGGACACGGCGUGGUCGGACCUGCACACGGCGCCCGCCGCGCGCCUCGCCGCCGGAGCCCUGCUGGACCUGGCGCUGCGCACCGCGCGCGGACACCUCCGGAACGGGUUCGCGGUGGUGCGGCCCCCCGGCCACCACGCGGAGCCCAACCAGGCGAUGGGCUUCUGUUUCUUCAACAACGUGGCCAUCGCCGCUCGCGUGCUGCACACCAGGCUGGGGCUGCAGAGGAUACUCAUCGUCGACUGGGACGUGCAUCACGGCAACGGCACCCAGCAGAUAUUCUACGAGGAUCCUCACGUGCUGUACAUGAGCAUCCACCGGCACGACGACGGGAACUUCUUCCCCGGAACGGGAGCGGCCACCGAGUGCGGCGCCGGCCCGGGGCUCGGCUACAACGUGAACGUGCCCUGGAGCUGCGGCACCGACCCGCCCCUGGGGGACGCGGAGUACCUGGCCGCCUUCCGCUCCGUCAUCAUGCCCAUCGCCAAGGAGUACGACCCCGAGAUAGUGCUCGUGUCGUGCGGGUUCGACGCCGCGGCCGGGCACCCGGCGCCGCUCGGCGGGUACAGCGUGUCCGCCGCCUGCUUCGCGCACAUGACCAGGGACCUCAUGCAGCUCGCCAACGGCAAGGUGGUGAUGUCGCUGGAGGGCGGCUACGACCUGGCGGCCAUGUGCGACUGCGCGCAGGAGGUGGUCCGCGCGCUGCUGGGGGACCGCCCCCCCGCGCCCCCCUACGCCGAGCUGUGCCGCGCCCCCCACCCCCGCGCCCAGCACGCGCUCGCCGCCACGAUUGCCGUGCAGGCGCAGCACUGGCCCACCAUCAAGCGGUACAGCAGCCUGGUGGGCAUGUCUGCGUUAGAGGCCGCGCCCUCGGUGGCGGCGGCCCGGCUCGGAGCCCUGCAGAGCGAACGGGACGCCGCCGACACCGCUGCCGCCAUGGCGACGCUGUCAAUGCACCAGCACAACCGGCCCGUGUCCACGUCUGCAGAAAGUUCAAGGUCGGUUUCGGAGGAGCCCAUGGAGCAGGACGAAGCGAAGUGAGCGCCGCGUCACGCCGCGCCACGACACGCCCUGCCCCGCCACGCCGCGCCACGCCGCGUGACGUCACACAGGACGGCACAUUCCCUCCGGCCGCCCUCCAGCGACGAGA
Molecule: messenger RNA, 3196 nt
Organism: Bombyx mandarina (wild silkworm)
Lineage: Eukaryota; Metazoa; Arthropoda; Insecta; Lepidoptera; Bombycidae
Gene: HDAC4
Product: histone deacetylase 4
Biological process (GO): negative regulation of transcription by RNA polymerase II; epigenetic regulation of gene expression
Cellular component (GO): histone deacetylase complex
Molecular function (GO): histone deacetylase activity
Source: RefSeq, a predicted model, not a curated record